UGUACGAAAAGGUAAAAAAGUAUUUGUUUAUUUCCGGAGUCAUCAUGCCGAGCGAAGAGGCAACUGGCUCUGAGGAUGAGGAUAAAUCCAUUCAGCACUUUGCUGCACUAAGCAUUGGCUUUAUCUGUGUUGUCAUUGGAAUACCAUUAUGGUGGAAAACAACAGAGGUGUAUCGAGUGAGCUUACCAUACUCUGACAUCGCAGACCUAUCAAAAACAAAGUUUCAGUUCACAAUUGACAUUGAUGUGUUGAACUUGGAAAAAUCAUGGACUGAUAAAGAUCUGACAGACUUGUCCAAACUUUUGAAAGCAAAUUUAGUUGAUGAUAGAAAAUUAGCCACCAUUCUUUCAAAGUAUCGCGUGACAGUGCGACAAGCAGCAGAGAAACAAACAAGUGAUGUUAAUUCCUUCAAAACAUUAUCACAAUUUGAUGAAUACUUUCACGGAAAGGAGUCGUCUAUCAACAAAUAUCUCAUAGUUCUACUGCCAGUAAAUAAUGUAGUGGUUACAAAGCCAACCAUUGGAAAUAACAGAGCUGUGUUUUUGCCUGUUGGAAAGGGAGAUUUGAAAAUAGUUGCAACAAAGAUCACUGAAAUUCUUCACAGUGUUCUGGUUCGAGAAGACACCAUGGUCAAGUCUUUCCAGAAUUCGCUAGGUGCUAGGGAACCAAAGGACAAAGAAAGCAUGAGAUCCCUCAGCUAUCACCAGGGUUACGACCUCCUAUUUACCUUGGUAAACCCACAACCAGAUGUCCUGAAUGUUGAUUGGUCCAUACAGGAGGCAGUGAAGGCUUACUUAGAUCCCUUGUCUACUCAGCUGUCAGAUUACAUCAGCCUGGAUAUUAAGUCACAGAUGAUUUUCUUCACCGGAUUGAGAAGAAAACCAAAGAAAGACAGCAAGUCUCAGGGCUACUAUUAUGAGGAGGUAGAUUUACCUCACACCAUUAACCCCCUAGAGGCUAAACUAGGUUCUCAUGCCUCCAAUAAUCCCAUGUUGAACUUCAUUGUUUAUGUACCAAGCAGAGAUCAGUAUCCACUUCACAUUGUGGACAAGAAAGGUAAACAUGUGACUACCAACUCCUUCCUGAGUCCUCAGUGGGGAGGGAUUGUGAUACAGAACCUCCCCUCACCCCCUCCGAAUUCCUCCCUCCCGGCCACUGCUUCAGUAGAUAUGAAGACAGUCAUGGAGGUUUUCCUCACUCAGCUUAGGUUUCUGAUGGAUUUCAGCAUUCAUGUAGCACAGGAUGUGGACGUUCGAGAAGUUGGGAAUGAUGUCAUCAGAGAAUGGGAACUGGACAACUGGUUAAGAAAAAAAUGUGUGGAGAAUUUAGCGACCUCAAUAUCGACCCUGCAGUCACUGACAGCUCUGUUAGAAGGAAUUGGUAAUAUUGUUAUACAGGACGAUAUCGGACUACAGGUAGAGAAUGCAGUAACAGGUAUAAAGGAGGCCCAGAGGUACCUGGCUGGUGGGCAGAUAGCACGGGCUUUUACACAGUCACGAAAGGCCCUGGCCUCAUCAGAGAAAGCUUUCUUUGAUCCGUCCCUGCUAGAAUUGCUGUAUUUCCCGGAAGAUCAAAAAUUCGCCAUCUACAUUCCACUGUUUCUGCCGAUUGGCUUACCAAUUCUGGGAUCUCUGUUCAAAGCUUUUAAAUGGAUAAAGGCAAAACGGAAACAAAAAUUAAAGACUGAAUAAAUAUAGAUGUAGCUUACAUUUUAUUUUGAAUUUUUCUCAUCAUGAUUUUGUCAGUAUAGUGACAUGUGAUUUCAGAUUUAUUCCUGAUAUUAAGAUUGUGGAACUCCAUAAUUUUGGUAUGAAUUAUGAUUUCGUGUGUAAAGAUUUGCAGUUUGUGACAUGGUGCUUAGGUAAUAGUUUUUUCAUAAUACACUGUACAAUUACAGUGUAUGUAGUGAAUGAUUAUGUUUGAGAAAAUGUCAUAUUGAUUGUGAAUGUUUCUUUUCUUUCCAUUAUUUUUAUGUAAGACAUAUAAAUUGAUCUACCAUAAGUCAGUAUCAGGUUUACUUGUAUUUGAUAAAAAAAAAAUGCAGCAGCGUAUCUUGUUAAUGUAUUGUGAUGAAUCUUUGAAACUUAGCGUUUUCCGACAGUGUAUGAGAAUUUUUUCUACAGAACUUUGUUAAUUGUUUUACUUCCCAUUCAAGAAUUUGUCCCUCCACUGUGUAUGAAAAUUAUUGACACAAAUUUGAAAGUUUUUGAAAAUGCAUGUAUUUAAAUAAAUACAUUGUAUAUGAAUUUUUGGAAAAUUGAAAUAUGAAAAUUGAUCUUUUUUCCAUCGAGUCGAUGAACUUUUAUACUGUGCACAAUUAUUGAUUCAAAUCCUUGAAAAUUAAUUUUUUUCCAAAGAACUGGAAAUCGCUGUUUGUAUGAAAAUUAUUGACACAAUUUAAAAAGUGUUUGAAAGAACGUGUGUUUAGUAUGUUGAUGAAUUUCAUGGACAUUUAUGUAAAUAUGUACAUUUACACGAGAGUUCACAGACAUUUAUGUAAAUAUGUACAUUUACACGAGAGAUUUUCUGUGCAAUUCUAAGCUUGUUUUUAAACCGAAUCUUGUAAUAUGUAUCAAAAAUAUUAAAUUUAGGUAUUUCUUCAACCUAGAGCCUUUUGGUAGUCCUGUAAAAUUGUGGACAAUGCAUUUUUUCAAUGAAUAAUAAAUCACGCUCUAAGCAAGUGUUUAUGAAUCAUA
Messenger RNA from Ostrea edulis (European flat oyster), 2696 nucleotides. RefSeq names its product GPI transamidase component PIG-S-like. Gene Ontology annotation, biological process: attachment of GPI anchor to protein. NCBI's taxonomy places the organism in Eukaryota, Metazoa, Mollusca, Bivalvia, Ostreida, Ostreidae. The record is from RefSeq and is a predicted model, not a curated record. Gene Ontology annotation, cellular component: GPI-anchor transamidase complex. Bases 45 to 1691 code for a protein of 548 amino acids. The transcript is spliced from 16 exons.